AUGCGCACAUCUGUGUCGCUCUGUCUAGUCGUGACAUGUAUUCAACUGACGAAUUACGUGUCGACAGUCAAACUGUCAGAAGACGCAAACCUAAACACCACAGGCCUGGCCACAAAAUAUGGGCACCCGGCGACGCAUUACGACGUCGUCACUGAAGACGGAUACAUCCUCACCCUCUACCGACUCCACGGACGGAGCGGGAUCCCAGUACUGCUCACACACGGCCUGUUCGAUAGCUCCGACACUUGGAUGAUCAGAGGAAACACCUCCCUAGCGAUUACGCUCGCCAACAACGGAUUCGACGUGUGGCUGGCCAACAGCCGAGGCAACAGAUAUUCGCGACGUCACAAGACCCUCAACCCUGACACGGACCCCGCGUUCUGGCAGUUCAGUUUUCACGAAAUGGGAUACUUCGACCUCCCGGCUAUAAUCGACACGGUGUUGGAUAAAACCGGUGCAAACAGUUUAAACGCAAUAGGCCACUCCCAAGGUAACACUAUGUUCUUCGUUCUCGGUUCAGAAAGGGAAGAGUACAAUUCGAAGAUCAAUGUGAUGAUAGCGCUCGCGCCGGUGGCUUAUCUGCACCACAGCCCCCCGCCUGUAUCGUUCUUUAUGCAAAUAUCUCCGACGAUCAACUCUCUGGCUAAACUCCUCGACAUACACGAACUACUGGGAGACAAUACGCCCGAGGGUAGAUUGGUGCACUCGUUCUGCCCCGCGUCGAAGGUUGGACACAAAAUAUGCCUUUACGGAAUCGUGUUUCCCAUGAUGGGUUUCGAUGCUGCAGAGUUAGAACUGGAUUUUUUCGCAACAGCGUCUGUGCAUUUUCCUGCGGGGUCUUCUAUGAAAUGUAUACUACACUACUUACAAGUUGGACACAGAAAGAUAUUUGCAAAAUACGAUUACGGGACAAAACUCAAUAGAAAAAUCUACAACUCUACGAACCCUCCGGCGUAUAGAUUAGAGCGAGUUACUAUGCCGAUAGCUCUGAUGGCCGGCAGGAAUGACCGUUUUUCUUCGUUACAUGACGUUGCCGUUCUAAGACGGCAGUUGCCAAAUGUGGUGUACUACUUGGAAAAUCCUCGCACAUUGAUGAACCAUGCGGACUACAUGCUGGGUAAAAACCUACACGUUUACUUGACCCCAUAUGUGCUACGUGUAUUGCGCAAACGUAACAACUUUGAUUAAUUGUGAAUUAGUAAACCAUUAUUUUUUUAUUUCCAAAAAUUGUUACAUUUUAGUCAUUUAGCGAGAAUCGUUAGUGACAUAUGGAAAGUGAGUAGCUGCUCAAUAAAUGUUUAAACAUUUUUAAAUACCUAAAAACAAAAAUAACAAUAGUUUUAAAAUUUGAUCAUCUAAACUAAUGUUAUAAAAAGGUAAAGUUUGUGAGGUUGCAGAGGGUAAUCUCUGGAUCUACCGAACCGAUUUUGAAAAUUCUUUUACCAACAAGAAAGCCGCGUUAUUCGUGAAUGUCAUAGGUUUUAGGAUUACUAACCGACGCCCCGCGGUUUUACCCCCUAUUUCCACAAGAACGGGAACUAAGCGAGUAACAGCGGGGCGUCGGUUAGUAAUACAUAUUACUAAAUGGUAUAAUUUACUGAAUACUGAAUAAGGUUAGGUAUAAUUAUUUAAUAAUUAAAUAAUAAUAUAUAAUUAAUUUAUAUUGUCUUUUCGUGUAGACUCCGAAAACUAGAUUGCUAAAUAGGGUGGGGCAAUCUGAUUUUCUUUUAAAUGUUAGCUAUUUUUAAAAUAUCAAAAACAAAAAACACCUGUGUGAUUGUUUACAACUUGCUAAACUAACAGCCAAUGAUCCAAAAUUUCACAUUAUGUAGACAUUAAACCAGUUCUUAUCCUAAGAAAACAGUGGUCUCAUCAAGUUUCAUUGAUUCACAUUUUGCAUGUUCCAUAAAGGAGAACCAGCAUUUCUACCUAAUCAUCAAUAACGAUAUGCGAUAUACCAUUUGAUAGGAUUUUUAUGUAAUUUAACUAGCGGACCCGCUCAAGCUUCGCUUAGACUUAUUAAUUUAUUUAUUUGCACUUCUUCCCUAUCCCUACUUUACACUACCCUACUCCUACCCCUACCCUACCCUACAACUACCCUACCGCUACCCUACCCCUACCCUAUCCCUAUACCAUAAACCUACCACUACCCUACCCUACCCCUACACAAAAAAAAAGUAUCCUAUGUCCUUCUCCUGGCUCUAAACUACCUCCCUGCCAAUUUUCAGCUAAGUCGGUUCAGCCGUUCUUAAGUCAUAAGUGGAGUAACUAACACGACUUUCUUUUAUAUAUAGAGACAAAUAAUUAGCAAUAAAUUAAAAUUGCGACUAUAAUUUGAGAUUUAAACUAUCCUAUCUCUCAAGUUGGAUCGAACUGCACAUGGUGUGCGAAUUUUAUUAUAAUCGGUUAAGUGGUUUAGAAGUCCAUUGAGGACAAACAUUGUGACACGAGAUUUAUAUAUACAUAUUAAGAUUAAUAAUAAGGUCAAAAGUUCUUAAUUGCUGUGUGGAAAAAGUUAUGGCUCAAAAAAGAACAACAAGGAUAUUCUUUGAAACGACUUAACAAGCAACCUGAUCAAUAUAAAAAAUAUUAUUUCUAUCUAAAUUUAUAAAAAUAUAUUUAUAAUAAUAUAUGUUCACCGUCUUUAUUUCAUAUGGCACUUUUAUAUUUUCAUGUAAAUAAAGUAUGCCUUUUUUGCCAUAACUUUUUUCACACAGCACUAGGUACUUCCUGCCAUAACAAAAGUUAAUAAUAUUUAAAGUUAAAGUUCAUAAAAAACCUAUACAAUGAUAUAUCGCAUGUUGUUAUUGGUAUUUAGACAGGCUCCAUACAUACAUUUUUGCCAGUUCUCCUUUGUUAGUAAUUGUAAACAAUAUUAAUAAAUAAAGUGCCUAAAUAGAAAUUGAAAGAUCCAAACGCGCUUUGGUGUAAAGAGUACACAACAAAAUCAGGUCUUUACGGUGGUAAUUAAUGUUUUAUUUAUUUACUUAGCAUCCAUGCACUUACAAACUUACACUUACACACACUUACAAACUAAUUUACUGUUUUUAAUAUUAAACAUUUACAGAAGUAGACACGGGCAUCAGCUAACAUGCUAUUUAUGCAAAAUAAAUUAUCAAUUACCUCAUACAAUAUGUUAAAAUGAUCACUUUAUGUGAGGAUAUAUAGCUGAUUUACUAAUUACUAUACAGAAUACGGUCCAGUGCAAAAAAGCACACAACUGAAAAGUUGGAGGUGCAGGUUUUAGUUGUGUGCAUUUUUAACAAAUUAAACAUCACGUUAUUCUCAGACGGUGAAAGCAAAACAUCGUGAGGAAACCUGCAUACCAGAGAAUUUUCUUAAUUCUCUGCGUGUUUAAAGUCUGCCAAUCCGCAUUGGGCCAGCGUCGUGGACUAUUGGCCUAACCCCUCUGGGAGCCGAAUAUGUGCUGAUAAUGAUGAUGAAUGAUGACACAGAAUAGUUCAGUGCGAUCAUAAUGGAAACACUUGUUACGCACUUGUAUAGUUGCGACGAACAGUUUCUUUGCUUAUGGUGUGACAUAUAAUACAGAGCAGCAACUGCUCAGCUCAGCCAUGCCUUAGGCUGGGCCCUUGAACUUUACAAAGUACAAAAGUUUCAAAGUUCUCUAUGAACGCCAUCUGCUGGUAGUUUAAAACAACAAACACUGCUUCACUAUACCUGUAGCUAGCAGCACACAUCGCUUGAUUACAACCGCCCGUAACGCAUUCACCUUACUCCUAAAGUCUUACGGGCAAAGAAGUUUAACUACAAAAG
This is a messenger RNA of Bicyclus anynana (squinting bush brown), 3774 nucleotides long. Its product is annotated as lipase 1-like. Bases 1 to 1188 code for a protein of 395 amino acids. The record is from RefSeq and is a predicted model, not a curated record. NCBI's taxonomy places the organism in Eukaryota, Metazoa, Arthropoda, Insecta, Lepidoptera, Nymphalidae. The transcript has a single exon. Gene Ontology annotation, molecular function: hydrolase activity, acting on ester bonds.